AUGGCAAUUGGCAAGACACACCCCUCAGAAGAGCGCGUUUCUGAGCCACAAAUUACACAUCUGUCCGAACUAGAAGUCUCGCAGCCCGUCGUUCUCGAACCUUAUCACGUUGAUCUGCUCCCCGAAUAUGGUUAUGUCAGUCGGGAGUAUCUAAUAAGUGGUGUGGCUGCUGGCGAGUCAUAUUGCACGCGUAUCCUCCUACGGUGCCCCGCGGAUUCGACCCAUUUCAGUGGUUUAGUUGUGCAAGAGCCGUCGCAUCUAUGGGGAGGGACAAGCAUUUGGCGACAUAUAAACCGAUGGUUAAUGAGAAAAGGCCAUGCAUGGCUCGAGGUUGAUUCACAGUCUCCUUCAGCGAUCGGCAAAAUCAAGAACCUCGACCCCGAACGCUACAAAAAUAUGCAUUUCAUUCCUGGUCCCCUGGCAGAUGAGUUUAUGGAUACUAUACCAUUCAUGACGAAUGUCACGCGGGAGAUGUUGGAGCAAUCAUACGUUGAUUUCAAGGAGAAAUGGUGGCCUGCGACGACCCAAUCUCCAGAAAUUAUUGCGGCGGCUUCCUGCGCACUCCGUUCCGGAAAAUUAGGGAUCAAAGCUACCAGAGUAAUUUUGACAGGUCUGUCCCAGACAGGAGGCGUUACACGGCGAUUCAUUACACACUCAUCCCAUCUCAGACUGCCAGAUGGCAGUCUCCCAUUUGAGGCGUUCAUUCCCUGUCAGUCUGGCGGAAGAGCCCUGCCAGAUGUUCCAGGAGCCAAGAUAAUUGAACUACUUGGAGAGUCAGAAUUCCAGUCUGUUAGGUUGCCGUGUGGCGUCAGUGGCCAAAUACUCGGUGUCUCUCACCGACGGGCCGACAGUGACUCAUUCAGGCUCUACGAAAUAGCAGGCAUGGCUCAUCGUGAAUCACGAUACCCUUCGGACAUCGAUAUCAAACGCUGGUCAGUCGCAGAGCUCAAUGGUGCAAAAUGGAGCACAUUUCCCAAUUCUUUCAUAUAUCACGCUGUGUUUGAUGCCAUGGAACGCUGGACGAGCAACGAGGCUAUUGCCCCCCCUUGUGGCUCUACUAUGCAAACAAUUGGUUUGAGUGAUGAGAUUGUCCGAGAUGAACAUGGCAACGCGGUGGGAGGAGUAAGGACACUGCAUACAGAUGUGCCGUUGUCUCGUAUUGUUGCGGCUACCCCCAAGGGCCGACCAAAUUGGUACUGUGGUUCUGAGUGGGCAUUUACGCCCGAAAUUCUACGGCAUCUAUAUGGCACGGUGGCAAACUACCGCCGUCUUGCGGGGCUGGCUAUUGGCGAGCAAAUACAAGCUGGCUUUUUACUCCCAGAAGAUGCUGAAGUACUCCGACGAGAAACCGUAGAAGGAGUUACCUUCUAA
Trichoderma virens Gv29-8 is the source of this 1371-nucleotide messenger RNA. RefSeq lists its product as uncharacterized. Lineage: Eukaryota; Fungi; Ascomycota; Sordariomycetes; Hypocreales; Hypocreaceae. The coding region runs from base 1 to 1371 and encodes 456 amino acids. The transcript has 3 exons. The record is from RefSeq and is a predicted model, not a curated record.